Messenger RNA from Cladophialophora immunda, 546 nucleotides. RefSeq lists its product as uncharacterized. The record is from RefSeq and is a predicted model, not a curated record. The transcript is spliced from 2 exons. Lineage: Eukaryota; Fungi; Ascomycota; Eurotiomycetes; Chaetothyriales; Herpotrichiellaceae. Bases 1 to 546 code for a protein of 181 amino acids.
AUGCCUGCCUCUGAAUGGCUAUCCGGACUCUGGGCCCCUGGUCGACAAGCUGUAACCUGCAGGACGAAUCGAGCAUCUCCAAGACCCUCAGCUGCAGACAAUGUCUAUAAAAAGGGCAGGGAGGGAACCCAGGCAGGAGUGUCUCUCUCUCUCUCACACACAGCCUUCUUCACAAACCCCUGUGCUUUGAGCCUUCAAGAGAGUCUUUCAUUCAUAUAUCACAACAAGAAGUCCACGACCCCGAACAACGGUUCUGACGAAAACAAAAUGGUCCGCCUUCGACUCACCAACAACCAGACCGGGCACGGCGAAAACGCCGAGAUCCCCCUGCUCAACCACCAGCAGCCCAUCCGGGAGUUCUACGCGCUGGACUCGAGCGGCAAGCUCAUGAUCAACGCCGCCGAGCUGACAGCCGACUUCCAGGGCGUCGAGGUCGUCGUCACCGCGGGCGGCCAGUCGGUCGUCCUCACGACCAACCAGACCUACAGGCAAUUCACCGGUCUGGUCGACGCGGCCAAUGGCAGCAUUUUGGCGAGGAAAGCCUGA